Molecule: messenger RNA, 915 nt
Organism: Cladophialophora psammophila CBS 110553
Lineage: Eukaryota; Fungi; Ascomycota; Eurotiomycetes; Chaetothyriales; Herpotrichiellaceae
Exons: 2
Coding region: 1-915 (304 amino acids)
Biological process (GO): sphingolipid metabolic process; intracellular sterol transport; regulation of plasma membrane sterol distribution
Cellular component (GO): cortical endoplasmic reticulum; Golgi apparatus
Source: RefSeq, a predicted model, not a curated record
AUGCCUAUAUGCAUUACAUGCAGUACUCCGGUCAAGGAGCUAUAUACUGUCUACAGCAAGGCGGAUGAUCGAACCCUGGGCAAAGGCGUUCGCCUGACACAAUGCCCAAAUUGCAAACGAUUCGCCGACAAAUAUGUCGAACAUGACUUUGUCGUCCUGUUCAUCGAUCUGGUAUUGAUAAAACCGCAGGUCUAUCGCCAUCUUCUUUUCAACAGGCUGGGGCGCUCAGAUGACAAGUUCGAUCCCAGCAUCUUACGCCUGGGCACCUUGCUUAUCCUCUUCGAUGUCUACAUUACCUGGGCAAGAAUUGAAAAAUCAAAUGCAGCAAACGGUGGCACUGCUGUGGGAUCGCGGCUCAGCGAGAUGCCCAUUCUAGCACAAUAUCUUUUCUUCUUGACAAUGAACGUCCUGGCGACAUUUGCUCAGCAUGGCAUCAUUCGCGCACUGGUUCGGAAACUGGUGUCCCACCAGGAAAGGCAAGAGCAAGCCCAUGCAGAUGCGACGCCCACCACCGCCUCAUGUUCGACAACCGACGCCCGCUCGAGCAUUGCAACUAGUCACGCGAGUCCCAGCGCCAUCAGCACUGCCCUAUUAGUCUCCAGCUGCACCAAGUUAUUUCCCAUCUUGUUGGUCAUCUGGCCAACAGAAACAAAGGAGAGCGACUCAUUUGGUUUUGCUUUUCGAGCCACAAACUACGUGGGCUGGGCCGUCCUUCUCAACAACAUCGAAGCGUUGCUGAUUUUACUCAACUGUGGAUACGUGAUUGCUACUGGCUUGGCUAUUUCUGGGUUCGUCGCCCGGUGGAUUGUGGAAGGGUGGUUCUUGAGUUUCAUUGGACUGGCACGGGAUACUGGUCCUGUUGGAGAUGUACUGGCCGCUUAUCGCUUUCUUAGAGUGUGGCUCAAAGGUAGCUGA